Messenger RNA from Pseudovirgaria hyperparasitica, 1241 nucleotides. RefSeq names its product kinase-like protein. The coding region runs from base 50 to 844 and encodes 264 amino acids. Gene Ontology annotation, cellular component: cytoplasm. Gene Ontology annotation, biological process: protein phosphorylation; signal transduction. The record is from RefSeq and is a predicted model, not a curated record. The transcript has a single exon. Gene Ontology annotation, molecular function: protein kinase activity; ATP binding. NCBI's taxonomy places the organism in Eukaryota, Fungi, Ascomycota, Dothideomycetes, Acrospermales, Acrospermaceae.
UCUAACCAUAUAAUUAACGAACAAUCUACCUACACCCGUUUGGCUACGAAUGGAUCUAAUAUCCCCACCACAUCCCAAUCACAAUUGUAUCGCUGCCGGCAAAUCCAGCCUCGUUUACGCGCUGGAUGAACGAAGAGUUUUGAAGAAGUACUUCGCUGAAGGUAUUGAUGUAGAAUGCCAAGUCUUUUCUCGACUCGGCCCCCACCCAAAUGUCGUGAGGCUACUAGAGAUAGAAAACAACGGACUCAUCCUGGAGCGAGGUCAACCUCUACAAAACGUAAUUCGGAAUAGUGAGGCAGAAAAUGUUACAACAGACAUCGAGCAAAAGGUACGCUGGAUCCAACAAGCUGCAGUCGCGUUGCAACACAUUCAUAACAAAGGUAUAAUACACGCCGAUGUUGGAGUGCCAAACAUGAUCCUUGUCAACCACUGGCUAAAGUUCAUCGAUUUCGAGGGUAGCAGCGUUGAUGGACAUGAAGCUACGUCUUGUUACCAAUGGUUCAGCUACCGAGUCUGCACACCCGCAAUAAGCACACAAACCGAUAUAUUUGCAUUCGGAUGUGCGAUGUACGAAAUCAUAACGGGCAGGCCUCCUCACUAUGAUCUCGAAACUUCGCCCAAUCGGAUGUGCGACGUUCGACAACGGUAUUCUGAGGGCAAAUUCCCAGUCUUGAAGGGGAUACCGCUGCGUGAGGUAAUACAAGGCUGCUGGAUUGGAAUUUACAACUGCAUGGACGAUGUGAUACAUGCUCUCCAAGAUCAUGUAUUGGUUAAUCAGGAGUCAAACAGACUUCGGGACAUACAAUACGAAUCCAUGCAAGCUCAAUUUGAUCAAAUAUUCUGAUGAAGAACACAAGCCCAAUCUACGCCUCUAGAAAGAUUGCCAAGAGUAGUAUAAUCUUAUCAUGAUUGGUUAGACUACUCGUGUGUUAGAUCAAGUAACAUGGGUAUAUAUCCACAUACAGCCCAAGGCCUUAUUUCAAGCUAGAUUUAGGCCUAAUCAGUAGUCUUAGACCUUGGCCUUCGAUCGAGGCCGGAUAGGAUGGCGUGUUGAGGCGGAUUGUUAUCGCCGAACAGGUUCAGCUGUAUGUUACCAUCUGUGAACGAUUAAGGAUACGCAUUACGAGAACUGUAUGGUCCCGUAUCGGCUUCAGCGUGUCGUGUGGUAGAGCAAUGUAUAUAUUGACCACACUGAUCUAAGUACAUAGACACUUCACGGUACAUCUUCACGAGCGAGGCAG